CCCUCGGCCGCCCCCGCCGCCCCCCAGAUGUACUAUGCGCUUUCCCAGGCGCGCGUGAACGCGGCCCCCGCGACCAUGCUGCGGCCACAGCGGCCCGGAGACGUGCAGCUCGGGGCCUCCCUGUACGAGUUGGUGGGCUACCGGCAGCCGCCCUCCUCCUCCUCCUCCUCCACGUCCUCCUCCUCCACGGCGACCCCCCUCCUCCCCAAGGCGGCGCGCGAGAAGCCCGAGGCGCCCGCCGAGCCGCUGGGCGCGGGAGCGGGGCUCGGCGCGCACGCGGGCGGCGGCUCCCGGGCGGACGCCAAAGAGGAGCAUCAACAGCAGCUGCGGCGCAAGAUCAACAGCCGCGAGCGGAAGCGCAUGCAGGACCUGAACCUGGCCAUGGACGCUCUGCGCGAGGUCAUCCUGCCCUACUCGGCGGCUCACUGCCAGGGCGCGCCCGGCCGCAAGCUCUCCAAGAUCGCCACGCUGCUGCUCGCCCGCAACUACAUCCUGCUGCUGGGCAGCUCGCUGCAGGAGCUGCGCCGCGCGCUGGGCGAGGGCGCCGGACCUGCGGCGCCGCGCCUGCUGCUGGCCGGCCUGCCCCUGCUGGCCGCCGCGCCCGGCUCCGUGCUGCUGGCGCCUGGCGCCGUGGGGCCUCCCGACGCGCUGCGCCCCGCCAAGUACCUGUCGCUGGCGCUCGACGAGCCGCCGUGCGGCCAGUUCGCGCUUCCCGGCGGCGGCGCGGGCGGCGGCACGGGCGGCCCGGGCCUCUGUACCUGCGCGGUCUGCAAGUUCCCGCACCUCGUCCCCGCCGGCUUGGGCCUGGCCGCGGUGCAGGCGCAGUUUUCCAAGUGA
This is a messenger RNA of Neogale vison (American mink), 837 nucleotides long. RefSeq names its product oligodendrocyte transcription factor 1 (gene OLIG1). Gene Ontology annotation, molecular function: protein dimerization activity. The coding region runs from base 28 to 837 and encodes 269 amino acids. NCBI's taxonomy places the organism in Eukaryota, Metazoa, Chordata, Mammalia, Carnivora, Mustelidae. The record is from RefSeq and is a predicted model, not a curated record. The transcript has a single exon.